Molecule: messenger RNA, 7137 nt
Organism: Thalassophryne amazonica
Lineage: Eukaryota; Metazoa; Chordata; Actinopteri; Batrachoidiformes; Batrachoididae
Exons: 3
Biological process (GO): photoreceptor cell development; axoneme assembly; retina development in camera-type eye
Cellular component (GO): axoneme
Source: RefSeq, a predicted model, not a curated record
AUGAAUGAGACGAGGAUUCCGAGGAUCUUUCCUGAACGUUCAUCGGGGAGCGGACACACCUGUAGCACCCCACAUCACACAAGUGUUGUUGACACCACUCUCUCAAAACGGGUCUGCUUCUACAAAAGUGGAGAUCCUCAGUUCAACGGUCUGCGUAUGGUGAUCAACAACAGGACUUUUAAAACCUUCGAUGCCCUCCUUGAUAGUCUGUCUAAAAAGGUUCCCCUGCCUUUUGGGGUGAGGAACAUCACCACGCCUAGGGGGAUCCAUGGAGUCUAUAGUUUGGAUGAACUGGAGGAUGGAAAGUCAUAUAUCUGCUCUGAUUACAGUAAGGUAAAACCUAUCAAUUUGGCUCUGGCCAAGAAGAAAAUGCUGCCUUGGUACCACGCAAGACCUGUUAACUCUCAACGUUGGACAGCGCAGCAGGUUCGGAUAUACCCCGGCCGGAAUGCUCUCAAGCAGGAGCCGGUGGUUCUAAGAACACCAAAGAGGCUGCUGGUUUUUCAGAAUGGUGACCCUUCUAUAAGACACACAGUCAUUCUUCGAAAGAGGACUAUGCCCACGUUUGAGUUUAUUCUGGAAUAUAUUUCAGAGUUGAUGCAGUACCAAGUGGUGAAACUAUACACAGGCGAUGGCAGACGUGUGGACAGUCUCCCAGGCUUGAUAUUGUGUUCUGGGACUGUAGUGGCUGCAGGCAUGGAGCCUUUCAAAGCUGCAAACUAUAUUGCACAUAUGACACAGUUUGUGACAUGGCUUCCUACCAACCGAAUGGGUCUUACAAGACUGAAGUCUGCAAACCGAAAAAAGAAGCCUGUAUUGUACACAGCAAGGGCGAGACAUUUCUCCCCGUCUUCGGAGAGGUACGUCGUGAAUCGGAUUCAUGACUCCCUCGCAGAAAGUUCUUGUGACCAUCACAGCAAUCCUGCAAAUUCUGUGGAGUUGGAGUCGAGUCACAUAAUUGAUUCUUUAGCAGAAACGGAGGGUGAGACUGGCCUCUGUGACGGAGCUGAAGGGCAGGACUGUGUGCUCCCCACUGAUGAUGACAUUGAGAAAUCCUUUAGGGUGAAUCAAGAUGGCAGCAUCUCUGUGGAGAUGAGGGUACGAUUGACAAUUAAGGAAGAAGAAACCAUCCAAUGGAUGACCACUCUCACACGAGCAAGUGUGGCCAAUCACAUUGAUGCAACCUCAUUACAUGAACUUCAGCCAAAGCAAGAGGUGAGCUUGCAGAAACCAAACCCACUAGAUGCAGCAAACCCUGAUGGCUGCAUUGACAUUAUCAAGAAUGUUUCAUCUUCACUGGAAAAUGGGCUCGACAGUGAAAGCAGCAAAGAAGAGGAUAAGAUCAAAACACAGAUGGAUGUGAUGUCUCCAAGGAAAGCUCUGACCCCAGGAUCUAGACAAGAUAGAACAAAGCAAGCCUCUGUUGAGAGUAUCACGUCAGACACAGCGGACGGGAUUCAGGAAGGUAUAGUUGGCUCGUACUCCUAUAAAGAACAGACAGAAGAUGGCGCAUUGACGGAGUAUUGCAUGGUCAAGCAGAAUAACACCAAACCAGUACCUAAGCCAAGAAGAUUCGGCUCAGAGGAUGGUAGCAGUAUCAACAACAUGAAUGUAUCCACAUUCAAAACAGCAGGGAUGACCGAAAUCCAACAGACUGAAUCCAGCAGUGAGGAGGUCACCAAAUCGGUUUUACAAAUAAAUGAACUGCAGACCUUCCAAGAUAAUUUCCUUUCAAAUGUUUGUGCACAGGGUGUGCCUAAUACUGGGGCUCCUCCUGAUGGACCACCUACUUUAAACAAAGCACACUUCUACGAGAAUGAAUUUGAAACUAAGCCUGGAAAAGCCUCAACAGUGUCGGAAUCCACUUGUGUCUGGGGGGGUGAGAACCUGUCAGUAACAUGGGACGUGAACCCAAAAACUAGGGCAAUGCAAGCAACUAGUGUUCAGGGAAAAACCGCUACACUCACUAAAAGCAAAGAGAAGCCUUCCCAAAGAGAGGUCAGUAAAGAUAAGAAGAGAUCCUCAAAAGGGACCAAGAAAGGUGUUUAUCGAAUUUUGUCACCAGGAAAAACACCAAAAGAGCCUCAGAACACCACCCGAAAACAAAAGAAAAUGAAACCAUUUUCUAGCACUGGAUUCAUUAAGAGAAUUUAUGGUAAUAAGUCAAAAUCUGCCAAAAGUACAACAAAGGUUAAAAAAACAAUACAAAACAAAAACAUGGGCAUUCCAACACAAAGCUUACAACUUCUUGAUGACAUCAUUAAAUGUACAAUCAAAGACCUAAAUACACCAACACAACUGACUGACUAUGUAAGUGACACAUUUCUUUUGGAAACUCCCUUACACCAGCCAAGGGGGUUAUUGAGACGGCAAACAUCAAUGCAUCAGGAUAAUAAAAAUGAAAAGGAGUCCGAUUAUGUCCACAGUACCUUGUCACAGCCUGCUUUUAAUUCGUCCAGCUCUGUCACCAAUGAAUAUGUGGCCAAAUGGCUGAAGAACGCACAUCUAGACCCCGCUAUAUACACAGAUGAGGAAAGUAAAAAAAGUGACCCUGUAGCUCAUCAAGAAACAGACAGCACCACGUCUGUGGAGUUAGAAAGUAAUCACAGCUUGAACACUACGGCACAGGAAGGAAAAUGUUUAGAGGAGAAAUCAGAAAUACUAACAUGUCCAACUGUUAAAGGUGACCCCAUGGUGGAGAAUUUGCUUGGAACUUUGAUAAAACAGAGAGUUCAGUCAUUUGAAAGUCAGUUAGUAUCAUCAAACCCACUCAAUGAGAAGACAGCUGUCUCUAAUCACACAUCUGUUUUAAAUACAGAAAACAAUACAGAAGAAAAACUUUUUUCAAAUGGUGCCUCUUCUCAAAUUAACUCACUCAUUUGCAACUUUUUGAAAGGAAUGCCAUCAGAAUCACAACAAACUGCAAAACCAUCCAACAGGUGCUCAUUGGUGAAUCCACCACCAGGAGCUCCACCAUCUGCUGAAAACAUUGGUGGGGAAAUGGAGCAAUCAAACACUGAGCCUUCAGCAGGCAGUAGUCCAUUAUACAGGCUGUCAUCAAUGAGCAGUCAAACAACAGACACUAAUACAGUAACGUGCAGUGCUACAACUGACUGGACCGUAUCAACCACUGACCACAAAGGCAUUCCUUCCACGCCAAACAGAGCAUCAAUACCAAGAACCUCAUCUAUUAAAAGAACCCCACUGGUCAGUAAUCUAUCCCUUGAAAGGAAAAUGUCUCUCAGAAAGGCAUGUGUAGAUAAAUAUGCUUUAAGCAGUGAUGCUACAUUGGAAAAAGACACAUCAUCUCUCCCAGUUAACAUUGCAGGAGAAAAUAUGCUGUCCAACAGUUCAACAGGGCUACAAAGACCAAAUGAAACUUUAACAGAAAACAAUCGCCACACAGAGAGCAACUUAGAUUUGAAGAGCAAUCCGUCAUGCUGCACUUCUGCAUCUCCUAUGAGUUUAACAUCAAAAGACCGAGCAUCGACAACCAGCAUUUCAUCAACUGAGGCGUUGAUAUCAAGUGAUCUUCCGUUUAACAAGGUAAAAAUUAUGAAAACACAACCACAUGUGUCAGCUCUAACAGAGGCAUCGUCACAUAAACCCUUGGCGAAACAUGUAAAACUAAUAAGCAGUCCAUCACCAGAAAGGAGAAGUCCAAUCAAGAAAUCUAUUCCAGAAAAAUCUAAACUUCAAAAUAACUCUGCAAAAUCAUCACCAUCACUUCCAAAUAACCAUCGCGCUGACACAACUGCAUCACGGAAUACUGGGAUACAAAAACGUACAACUCCAAAUGCUAGCCCAUCUACCAACAGAAAACAGGUACCUCAGAAACCCCGCCUGCAAACAAAACUCUCUCCAUAUUCUCAGUCUAUAGAUAUGGUGUCACCACCUCAAAGACACAAAUCCAACACAAAGUCGCUCUCCAGGCAUACCUCCUUAGACAGCGCAGCGGAACUUGCCAAUAAGAAGCAGAAAAAAUCCUCACCCCGUAAAAAAACAACUUCAACGAAACCAAAAGCUGAACUGAAAAAAACACUCAACAGUGACAAAUGCACACAAGUGACUGAUGACAUUAAAAAUGUUCAAGGUAAAUCCGUAAUAGAAACACAGCCAUUACCAACAACAAGCCAGCCAAGUACCAAUCCUGUGCUUCACAAGAUCUGCUUUUCCAUUAAGUCAAUUCGACAAAUCUCACAAAGCAAAAGGCCUGACAGCGUCCCCGACUUCUCUUCUCAUGUGGCAUCUACAUUUGGCUCAUCGUCCAAAGCUCUUCUUGCUUUUCUGUCUGUCAUGACAAUAAAAGAUAUCAUAAUUAACUUUAAUAUGUACGAGAUCAAUGUAGCCAAUGCCAGCUGUGCAGAAGCUUUAAAAAUGAUCGAUUCUCUUAGAGAAAUUGCAGGUAUCGAAGAGUCUCAGAAGUUAAAACUUAGCUUGGCAAAUUUACAACAGUCAGCCUCAAAAGAGCUCCUGCAAAGCUGGAAGAGCUUUCAGGAACUCUGUGACACAAAAUGCAAGAAUCAACAUUCUACUCCAAAUUAUUCAGUGCAAGCACUCGGAAUUCGGGCUGGUCCUCCUCAAGACUGCGGCAUUGAUGAAUACGUUGAUGAGAUAAUGGGCAAACUCGACAUCCCUGAGACUCUCAAGGAGGAACUGGCUUCUCUUUCAGUGCCCAUUGGAAGUGAGCGUAUCGAUGAAGACCAGAUGACCACCAAGGAAAUCGAUGAUGCAAACAUAGACCGUUUCUUCAUCGACGAUGCUCUUAAUACCACGGAUGCUACUGAGAGUUUCGUCAUUAAAACAUUCACAGAUAUUACACAAUCCAACAUAUGUGAAAUAGAGGGUCGGACUGAGCAGAAAACCCAAGAGGAGAUUUAUCAAUUAUGUCCUAAGGUUGGGGCGAAGUAUCUCAUAUCUGUGGAAAGCACGCCUGGACCUGGAAAACAACUUACGCAUGACAAGUUGUCCACAGAUGAGGAGGUUCAGAAUAUGUCAAGUGCGAAUAUGAUGAUAUGCACAGGAAGCACAGCUAGCUCAGAGCAACAUGAGAGACAUAUGUCUGAAGAACAAGCUGAAUGUGACAAAGAGGACAAGAAACCAAGCACCAAACACUAUGUGGAACUUGCAGCGCGCAGCAAAGACAGUUUGUCGAGUGAUAACAUUGACAAUGGGUUUCUGUCAGAGGAAGAGCAGUCAGAGGGUGAACGUGAUGGGCUGAGAAAUGUAGCUGCCUGUUCUACCCCUGCAAGUCUACCUAACUCAAAGAUCCAACAGGAGAUGCAAACGGUCAGUACAAGACAAAACCUCAGUGGUCAGGAAAGCGCAAGAAACUCACACGUGGAUGCGCCAGUUAAUUUAGAGAUAGAUCAACCACAAACUGAAUGUAAGAAACUGAACAUUAUUUCUGAGGAAUGUUUGUCUGGCACUGAGCAAGAGAACAUGGACGAGGAGCAGGAACCUCAUGAUGAUCAACAAAAUCACCAUCAACAGGUGCGUGAAAACACACCAAAGGAUGACAAGUUUAAUCAAGGUGGCAUCACACCAGUGUGGAAAGUUCAAAAGGAAAGCAGAAAUUUAAGCAACCUGGCAGAAAAUCAGGUGUCAUUUACAACAAAAGAUGACAGUGGCUUCAUAAUACAGCCUGACACUUUGGAAAAGCACUACGGUUUUGAUGUAGAUGAAUACCACAGCACCUGUGAUGAACAAGCAGAGGCGAUGCAGUCAAAAGUCCAAGUCGACCCAAUCAGCUGCUCAGUUCGUGAGGAGAAAGAACCCAGCUCGGAGGAAGUGUGUGCAGAGAGAUACAAAGAGCAGAGCUUUCCAUCGUAUCAGGCAACUCAGGCAAGCUCAAAACUGCCCAAAGGUAUCAAACGUGAAAGGGCUCUAGAAAAAGUCACACAUCAACCUGAAGAACAAAUACAGCAGUCUGUCGCAGAAAGGGUAACCCUUCUGGAAAACCAAGUUGCUGAAGCACAGAGGAGUACCAGUAGCAGACGUAUGUUUUCACAAAGACGUGCUCAUCUUGUGUCAGAUGUUGAGGAUUCGUCCUCUGACUCACACACAUCUCAUUCUGCUCUCCACACCCGAUCAGCUCCGCAGUCAUCGUUAUCUUUCAGCUACGAUUCAAAUGGAGUUGUAACCACAGAGUCUGAUGGUAACAGGGUGAGGUCCAUCAGGGAAAUGUUCCUGUCAAAAAGCGCUGCAGAUAUUCAGGGAUGUCAGAGAUGCCUUCCGAGUCCAAACACCUCAGAGUCGAGAACAGACACGUCAGCUAGCGGUGGUUAUCAGUCUCAGAUUUCAAGUGAGUUAUCCAGCGUUGAAGAUGACUCAUCACGAAAAUCAAUCAGUAAAGGCUUUGUGAGAAGAACGAUCGAAAGGCUUUACGGCAAGAAAGGUCCUCCGUCUGAUGAAGAUGCAAGCCAAAGUUCUUCAUUUGAACCAAAACAAAACAAGAAAGAAGACACUGUCAUGUCCCGGUCCAAAGCCAUAUCUGAGUUGUCUUAUUUCAGUUCCAGUAAUGCACUCAGUACCUUAACAGAAGUGACACGAUGCAUCCCGUUUAAUGCACAAGUUGGACCUGGAGAAAGUGUUCGUGUUGAUGAAGGAAAAUGUAUCCGCAAAGACAACACAUUCAUUAAAAAGUCUGUUUCAGAUCCAGUUGGAAUAAAUAAGACACUGUCUCCCCAACAUGGACAUGAAAUGUGUGAGGAUACAGAAGAGAGUCCACCAUAUUCACUUGCCAGUAGAAAGUCUGACUUGGAAGAUGAGACCAAAUCAUGUUCAACAAAGUGCACCUACUUUUCUUUGCCCCAUACGAGUGACUCAGACUUAUGUCAGGAUGAAGUGAGUGCUGUGAAUGUAGAAAGUGUUGAAGAGACAAUAGAUAAGGAGAAAAUGCAGGCAGAGAAGAACAGCACAUUGGCCCGCAUUGGUGUGACUGACUUUAAGAUGCUGGAUAACAAAGUACACCCGCUGAUAGGGGGCCCAGCUGAUGACAAAGUCAUACUUGUGCAGCCUGGGAAAGGUCAGGGUGUUGUUGACAGAAGGGUUCAGGAACCCGACGUGUUGGAUUUUUUAUACAAUUUUUGUGGACAGAACUGCCCAAUCCUGUAAUUAAUAAUUAUAUUAAUUUAA